Messenger RNA from Rana temporaria (common frog), 1668 nucleotides. RefSeq lists its product as uncharacterized. The transcript is spliced from 5 exons. The record is from RefSeq and is a predicted model, not a curated record. Lineage: Eukaryota; Metazoa; Chordata; Amphibia; Anura; Ranidae. The coding region runs from base 148 to 969 and encodes 273 amino acids.
AAAUAAAAAAAUAUAAUAAAAAAGAAAAAGAAUGAAAUGCCGGUGGAGGUUUUUUCCUUCUUCUCGGCGUGUGUAAGCGUGUGUGAGUGCGUGUGCAAAUGAGCGUUUAACCCCUUCCUCCCCCUCCUCCUCCUCGGGAUCUGUACAAUGCUGAAGGUUCUAACCAAGAAGUUACGGAACCAAAGCCUGAGCGAGAUCCAGCCCUACCAACUCAAGAUUUCUUACCCCCCGAGCGAUGAGGGUGACAGUGAUGAUUCUGAAGGUGAAAACCAGGAACUUGCCCAAAUUGAUAAAGAGAGAAGACGAAAUUGCGUCUUGACCCCCUUGGCCACCAAUCAGCUGCAGAACCAAGAGAACCAGUGCUGCAAGGUGCGCUCCCUCUUCCACGCCGGCCUGGACCGCCACAGUUCGGAAGAAGAGCUGGAACGCAUCAGCAGGGAAUUCGCCGCCAAGAAACGCGAAUGGUCCCAGGUCAGCCGGCUGAGCUGCCACAGCGACAACAACAACACGUCGUCCAGCGACGAGGAGGUCAAGCACUUGUGCACCAUGUCCUUCAGGCCUGUUGAGCAGACCGAGGGCCACCGUGCCGAUUCCAGCCCCGUCUUGUUCAGCGCUUCCCCGCCUAAGAGACUACAACCCCUGAGCCGAAACCCCGCCUCCCGCACCCCGCUUAUAUUCACAAGUAUGGGGUCAACGUUCGACCAGGGGAUGCCCUGCAAGAGACACAGACAAGGUUUUGGAGACAAGUGUAGCAGACCCAGCCUGGACCUGGAGAAGAUGCAACAGAAAAUGCUGCUAAAGAAGAAUUGCGGAUCAAAGACUAGAGUCAUUAAAAUCCGGAGUAUCGGUGGAGGUCGCCAGCCUCCACAUUACGUCUACGACCCAGCGAUGUUUGCCUUCCGUUCCCUUAGCACCAUAAAGCCUAUUAGCCCAAUAGUACCCGUCGAAGAACCGUCUUGUGCCUACUAAUAGAAGCCUCGUGGAUUAAUCUCAGGACCUUCAUCACAGACCAAUCAGCCUUCAGCAAGCUCAGAGUCUCACUAAAAACAAAGCAAUAGCGCUCCUUCUCAAGUUAUUCUUUCUUUUUCGCUGUUUAACCUACUACCAGCACUGGCACCUUGGAUGUACCGUCAUCAGGAGGACCUGAAAGAGGAGAAGUCGGGAGAGGUGGACUUUGAAGACAAAGUGGUGGCAUUUGCUUUACGUCUUUGAUUAGCGUAGGAGGACUCGAAUGAAGCCUAGUUCUAGUUUUGUAAUCGAUGUAAAGUUUGGACACGAAAAUAAAGACAAGUCGGUUCUUUAUUACGAAAGUAAAGCUUUGAAGGACACGAAGAAAAUAAAUCCAAAAAUAUUUAAGAUAUUGAAGAUGGAGCGCGGUCUGGAGAAGAAAAGCGAAGCUCCCGUCCAUCGUAUGAGCGAUGUGGAUACCUACCUACAUGCUCAGCCCAAAGAAGCGUUUUUUAGAAUUGAAUGGUUGACUGCUUUAAAAGUGUGUUUUGCCGAGAUGGACGUACUCUAAAGCCGGGACGAUCUCGGCGUUCUCCUGUCGGACGUGGUUUGGCCAACGUCAGGUCGAGCAUUUAUGUGCUUUAUGGCAUCAUUUUAUAUACUAGAGAAGUGUCCUUGAUAAUGUAGUGUUGCCACUUGUUUAAAAUAAGGAUAUUCUGA